Messenger RNA from Candoia aspera, 4539 nucleotides. It is a transcript of the gene PHKA1, whose product is annotated as phosphorylase kinase regulatory subunit alpha 1. Gene Ontology annotation, cellular component: phosphorylase kinase complex. The transcript has 33 exons. Gene Ontology annotation, molecular function: calmodulin binding. Gene Ontology annotation, biological process: glycogen metabolic process. The record is from RefSeq and is a predicted model, not a curated record. Bases 331 to 4047 code for a protein of 1238 amino acids. NCBI's taxonomy places the organism in Eukaryota, Metazoa, Chordata, Lepidosauria, Squamata, Candoiidae.
CGGGGGCUCCUCUUCCCACUUUUUCGGCGGGGGCGUCUUCCCCUGCCCCCAAACCGAGCGGGAAAGCGAAACCUGAUGGCUACAGGGCUUCCAGGACCGCCUGGGAGACGCAGUUAACCCCCUCUCCGCUGGGGCGGCAGCGGAGCUUCCAGCUGGUCGCCCGUCCCCGCCUCACUCCGGCAGGUGCCAGGAAGGAGGAGGGGGCGCAGCUGCUGCCGGCUGGCAGCGGGGCGGACACUGGGCGGAGCGGGCUGGGCUGGGCUGGGCUGGGCGAGCGGCGGAGCUCCGGUCUCUGGAGCGGAGCCGCGGCGGGGACGAGGCGGCGCAACCAUGCGCAGCAGGAGCAACUCCGGGGUGCGGCUCGACGGCUACGCGCGCCUGGUGCAGCAGACCAUCCUCGGGCACCAGAAUCCCAUUACAGGGUUGCUUCCAGCCAGCUGCGACCACCCAGAUGCCUGGGUCCGAGAUAACGUCUACAGCAUCCUGGCUGUGUGGGGGCUGGGGCUGGCCUACCGGAAGAACGCGGACCGUGACGAGGACAAGGCCAAAGCAUAUGAGCUGGAGCAGAGUGUGGUGAAGCUGAUGCGGGGCCUCCUGCAGUGCAUGAUGAGGCAGGUGGACAAAGUGGAGGACUUCAAGUAUAGCCAGAGCACCAAGGACUGCUUGCAUGCCAAGUACAACACCCGCACCUGUGCCACCGUGGUGGGAGACGACCAGUGGGGCCACCUGCAGCUGGAUGCUACCUCUCUGUACCUGCUCAUGCUGGCCCAGAUGACGGCCUCUGGGCUUCACAUCAUCCACAGCCUGGAUGAAGUCAGCUUCAUCCAAAACCUUGUCUUCUACAUUGAAGCUGCGUACAAGACUGCAGACUUUGGGAUAUGGGAACGUGGCGACAAGACCAACCAAGGGAUUACGGAGCUGAAUGCCAGCUCGGUGGGCAUGGCAAAGGCAGCUCUGGAGGCCUUGGAUGAACUUGAUCUCUUUGGCGCUAAAGGGAGCCCCCAGUCGGUGAUUCAUGUCUUGCCGGAUGAGGUGCAGCACUGCCAGUCUAUUCUCCGCUCAAUGCUGCCAAGGGCUUCCACCUCCAAGGAGAUUGACGCCAGCCUCCUCUCAGUCAUCUCUUACCCAGCAUUUGCUGUGGAGGACAUGGAAGUUGUGGAGAAGACCAAGGCGGAGAUCCUUGCCAAGCUGCAGGGCCGCUACGGCUGCUGCCGGUUUCUCCGCGACGGCUACCGAACCCCCAAAGAAGACCCCAGCCGCCUCUACUAUGAGCCCGCGGAGCUGAAGCUCUUUGAGAACAUAGAGUGUGAGUGGCCGCUCUUCUGGACCUACCUGAUCCUUGACGGCCUCUUCAGCGGCAACACGGAGCAGGUUCAAGAGUACCGGGAAGCUCUCGAGGGGGUCCUGAUCAAGGGGAAGAACGGUGUGCGCCUGGUGCCAGAGCUCUACAGUGUCCCGCUGGAGAAGGUGGAGGAGGAAUGCAGCCACCCCCACACUGUGGACCGCCUACCCAUGGGCAAGCUGCCGUUGAUGUGGGGCCAGUCGCUCUACAUCCUGGGCUGCCUCAUGGCAGAGGGAUUCCUGGCUCCAGGAGAAAUUGACCCUCUGAACCGCAGGUUUUCAACUGUUCCCAAGCCUGUUGUGGUGGUGCAGGUGUGCAUCUUGGCAGAGACAGAGGCUAUACAGGCCAUCGUGCGUAAGGAGGGCAUCGUGGUGGAGACUAUGGCUGAAGUCUACCCCAUCCGAAUACAGCCAGCCAGGAUUCUCAGCUACAUCUAUGCCCGCCUGGGCUGCAACAAGCUCAUGAACCUCAGUGGGCGCCCUUUCCGGCACAUGGGCGUCCUUGGGACUUCCAAGUUCUACGACAUCAGGAACAACAUCUUUGCUUUCACUCCCCAGUUCAUUGACCAACAGCAGUUCUACCUGGCUCUUGACAACCAGAUGAUUGUGGAGAUGCUGCGGACAGACCUCUCCUACCUGUGCAGCCGCUGGGGCAUGACGGGGCGCCCGACCAUCACUUUCCCCAUCUUGCAGACCAUGCUUGAUGAAACGGGGGCCAACCUCCACCCAGCUAUCUUGGCCACACUGCGGAAGUUGCAGGAUGGGUAUUUUGGAGGGGCAAGGAUCCAGACUGGUAGGUUGUCUGAGUUUCUCACCACUUCGUGCCGCACCCAUCUCAGCUUCAUGGAUGCAGGGCCCGAGGGUAAGCUUUAUGCCAAUGACUAUGGGCUCAGCCUUGAGAGCUUCCGAGAUUUAGACCCCGAAGACUGGAUGCAUGGCUUUCAGUUGACAGAAGAUGUCGACCUCUGCGAUGACAUUGCCCAGUACUUAGACCAACUUCUGCACCACUCCACCCCCAAAGUCAGUCUCCCACCCCCAGCUCAGAAGGGGGGGCUGUAUCGUUUCCGUGCGGCGGUCCAUAGCACCCAGGAUCUUCUGUCCCUGAUGUCAAAGGCAAAGGACCUGCAUGUGGAGAACAUCAACCUGUACAUACCCUCCAAGCUUCUCCUGGAGGAUCAGCCAUCUGCUCACUUGCUGGGCUCAGCCUCAAAUCCAGAGACCCAGCUGCCCAUCAUCCCUGGCAAGGUGAGUCUCCCCAAGGACGCAAGCGGGAAGGUGGACUGCCGGGCCUUGGUGGACCAGCUCCGCGAGUGCCAGACACUGCAGGACCAAGCCAGCUGCCUCCAUGUCCUCCACACCCUCAAGGGGCCAGACUGGGACACCGAGAUCCACGGCAACAGUGGGGCCACUGUCAAGGGCCUCCUUGUGGAGCUCUAUGGCAAAGUUGGGGCAACUCGCCAAUGGGCCCUGAUCCGCUACAUCUCUGGGAUCCUGAAGAAGAAGGUGGAUGCCCUGGAUGAGGCCUGCACGGACCUCUUGUCACACCAGAAGCACCUGACCGUGGGGCUGCCCCCAGAGCCACGAGAGAAGACCAUCUCUGCUCCCCUGCCGUAUGAGGAGCUCACCCACCUGAUAGACGAGGCCAGCGAGAAGAACAUGAACAUCUUCAUCCUGACGCAGGAAAUCAUGGUUUACCUUGCCAUGUACAUCCGGACACAGCCCGCCCUGUUUGCUGAGAUGUUCCGCCUGCGCAUUGGGCUCAUCAUUCGGGUGAUGACAAUGGAGCUGGCCCAGUCGCUCUGCUGCUCUGAUGAAGAAGCUGCCGAAAGCCUGAUGAACCUCAGCCCUUCCCACAUGAAGAACCUCCUCCACCACAUUCUCAGCGGCAAGGAAUUUGGCGUGGAGAGAAGCGUGCGGGCCACGGAUUCCACCCUGACCCCAGCAGUUUCCAUCCAUGAGAUUGGGGCCGUGGGAGCAACGAAGUCAGAGCGCGCUGGCAUCAUCAGGCUCAAAAGUGAGAUCAAGCAGCAACUGGAUAGGUGGUCUUUGUCUGAAAUUAAGGCUGGGGCCUCGCGUUCCUUGGAAGCUGGAGCGGACCUUCCCCAGCUGUCUGGGUCCUCCCCGGCUCCAGGCAGAGGCACUCCGGCUUGGGCCCCGGAGGAUUCCUUCUCCAAGGAUGGGCGCCAGGGGCAGUGGCUGCGGCGGCGGCGACUGGAUGGGGCCCUCAACAGAGUCCCAGUGGGGUUCUACCAGAAGGUCUGGAGGAUCCUGCAGAAGUGCCAUGGGCUCUCCAUUGAAGGCUUUGUCCUCCCCUCUUCCACAACCAGAGAGAUGACUCCUGGAGAAAUCAAGUUUGCAGUCCAUGUUGAGUCCAUACUAAACAGAGUCCCUCAGCCAGAAUACCGGCAGCUCUUCGUAGAAGCUAUCCUGGUCCUGACACUGCUGACGGAUGCCGAUGGUCCCAGCAUCGGGGGCCUUGUGGCUGUGGAUAGGAUCGUGCAUGUUGCAAAUGAUCUGUUCUACCAAGAGCAGAAAGUCCUGGGGGCUGACGAUGACAUGCUGGAGAAGGACCCAGCCACUGGCAUUUGCAAGUUGCUCUACGACAGCGCUCCAAGCGGCCGAUUUGGCAGCAUGACCUACCUCUCCCGAGCUGUGGUCACCUGCGUGCAGGAGUUCCUCCCUAGCAGUGGCUGCUCCAUGCAGUAAAGCCAUCUGGAUUCCUCAGCACCAGUUUGCAGAGCCACCGUGGAUAGACCCUCUCCCCAGGGAGAGCCCAUCGGGGGUGGGAUUUCCUGCUGGAAGCCAGCAGGGCGGCAGCUGCUCUCAAGGACUGCAGAGUGAGGCUUGAGGUCGGAGGUGUCUGGCUGAGCCCUUUCCCAUCCAGAGGGGUCUCUCUCUCUCUCUCUCUCUCCUGCGAAUGGAAGCUGUGACUCACUGCGUGGUUCCAGAUGUUGCUUUACUGCAGUUGCAGAGAGGCUGAAGGGCUGGAGGACUUUGCUUUCCUCAGGAACCAGAAGCCCCACCCAGUUCUUAGGGAGGGAGCCCUCCUUUUGAGGGGCAUCUCUUAGCUGGGGUCCCCAUAAGGGUAACUCCUGAUGGUUUGCCAUUUUGAAGGAAGGGAUGGACCCUGUAAACUGCUGCUGCUUUUGCAGGGCAAUGCUCCUUCCUGGGGAGCAGCUCUGUUCUAGGAGGAAUGAU